AUGACACAUGCUUUGUGUUUGGUAUUGCUCACAGCUUCAAUGGCGAUGAUAUCGACGGUUUCUUCUCAGUCGAGCUCGAGCUGCACGGACAUUCUAAUAAGCAUGGCCCCGUGUCUCGACUUCAUUACUGGAAACUCUUCUUCUCCUUCUCAACAAUGCUGCAACCAGUUAGCUAAUGUUAUCAAGUCUUCUCCUGAGUGUUUGUGUGAGGUUCUUAAAGGUGGAGGUUCUCAGCUUGGGAUCAGUGUUAACGAAACACAAGCUCUUGCUUUGCCUAGAGCUUGUAAUGUUCAAACUCCUCCUGUUAGUCGCUGCAAUGAUGGUUCUUCGGUUCAUUCGCCAGCAGGAUCAUCAAACACUUCAGAACAUGGAAAUGGAUCGAAAACAGUUCCAGGAAGUGGGUCAUCGUCUGAUGGAACGUAUGUCAAAUUCUCAUUCCCUCUUAUCUCCUUCCUAUAUAUGGCUGCCUACAUCACAAUCUACUCAAAAUAUUAA
Molecule: messenger RNA, 495 nt
Organism: Microthlaspi erraticum
Lineage: Eukaryota; Viridiplantae; Streptophyta; Magnoliopsida; Brassicales; Brassicaceae
Source: the annotation of a GenBank genome assembly